Molecule: messenger RNA, 744 nt
Organism: Neomonachus schauinslandi (Hawaiian monk seal)
Lineage: Eukaryota; Metazoa; Chordata; Mammalia; Carnivora; Phocidae
Gene: MYO3A
Product: myosin IIIA
Exons: 6
Coding region: 1-744 (247 amino acids)
Biological process (GO): protein phosphorylation
Molecular function (GO): protein kinase activity; ATP binding
Source: RefSeq, a predicted model, not a curated record
AUGCUUCCAUUAACUGGAAAAACAAUCAUCUUUGAUAACUUUCCUGAUCCUUCUGAUACGUGGGAAAUCACCGAAACGAUUGGCAAAGGAACUUACGGGAAAGUUUUUAAAGUAUUGAAUAAGAAAAAUGGCCAAAAAGCAGCAGUGAAAAUUCUGGACCCAAUUCAUGAUAUCGAUGAAGAGAUUGAAGCAGAGUAUAGCAUCUUAAAGACGCUUUCCGACCACCCCAAUGUCGUCAGAUUCUACGGGAUGUACUUUAAGAAGGAUAAAAUAAAUGGAGACAAGCUGUGGUUGGUUCUUGAGCUGUGCAAUGGAGGAUCAGUGGCUGAUCUUGUGAAGGGAUUUCUGAAGAAGGGCAAAAGAAUGAGUGAACCCAUAAUUGCCUAUAUUUUACAUGAAGCACUAUUGGGCCUUCAGCAUUUGCAUAACAACAAAACCAUCCACCGUGAUGUAAAAGGAAAUAACAUUCUGUUGACCACUGAGGGUGGAAUCAAACUCGUAGAUUUUGGUGUGUCUGCACAGCUCACCGGUACUCGGCACCGUCGGAAUACAUCCGUAGGAACGCCAUUUUGGAUGGCUCCUGAGGUGAUUGCAUGUGAACAGCAACUGGAUACCACUUAUGAUGCCAGGUGUGACACAUGGUCCCUGGGGAUCACGGCCAUCGAGCUAGGGGAUGGAGAUCCUCCACUAGCCGACCUGCAUCCCAUGAGAGCGCUCUUCAAAAUUCCAAGGUCAGAGAACUAA